This is a messenger RNA of Dermacentor albipictus, 4370 nucleotides long. RefSeq names its product protein cycle-like. Gene Ontology annotation, molecular function: DNA-binding transcription factor activity, RNA polymerase II-specific; protein dimerization activity; RNA polymerase II cis-regulatory region sequence-specific DNA binding. Gene Ontology annotation, cellular component: aryl hydrocarbon receptor complex; nucleus; transcription regulator complex. The record is from RefSeq and is a predicted model, not a curated record. Gene Ontology annotation, biological process: regulation of transcription by RNA polymerase II. NCBI's taxonomy places the organism in Eukaryota, Metazoa, Arthropoda, Arachnida, Ixodida, Ixodidae.
CGCUGUUUACCCCGUACUGUUGCCCGGAAACUGCGGUGGUCUGGCAGUGUGGCGAUCAAUGCGCACCGUGCCCUUUAGCCGACUUCGUCCGGCGAGCGCCGGGAGCAGCAAUCAAGCCCGCUAUUGACAGUCUGAAUGGCUGUCUGAUUACUGGCUUGCCCAUGGCAUGGCUAAAUAUACGUCGCACGCUGUCUCGUGUACUAUACUCCCACGCAUCCCGCCUUGGGCGAAAGAAAGUCCAGAGCUCGUUGGGUGCGUUUGCGAUUUCAAUGCGUCCCUGUAAACCGAUGUGUGGCGCCUGGAGCAAGCCUGCAAGCGCGGCUCAUCCCUGUGCGCCUUGAUGCAGACCGCACGGUGGCAUUGGCGUCGUGCUCCGCAUUUGUCCGCUCUCUGAGUGCGAGGAGCCAGCUGUACCAGUCAGUCACUAGGAAGCGACAGAACAUUAGGCGCUGUAUCCUUCUUAAGCCAUUGCGUAUUUUUCUCGCUAAAUGUGUAGAACAAUGCAGUCAUAAACCGCUUGAUAAUAAUUGAUGUUGUUGCCGGUCAGUGUUGUCAGGAGGCUGAGAGUGUUCUGUGAUCGACGAUAAUAAGAAAACGAGGACACAUCAUCACAUGGUGGUGAUGUAGUGGUCUUCCAAUGGCAAUGAUGACAAUGCCCAUAAAGAGCAUCCCUUCCAAGGGUCUCGCCACCUCUCCUCUCGCCUGCACCAUGGAGAGUUCGAGCAGCCGAAUGCAGCGCAACUUUGCUGAGAAGCAGCGGCGAGACAAGCUGAACAGCUACAUUAAUGAGCUGGCCAACAUUGUGCCCAUGGUCUCCAUGGCUUCCAAACGGCUGGACAAGACCAGCAUUCUCCGGCUCAGUGCAGCACACCUCCGCUUUUAUCAGACUGCGCUUGCCUCCGAACGAGGAAGAGUUACGAAGACCAAGUGGAGACCCAAGUUUCUGAGCACUGAUCACCUAAAAGAUCUCCUUGAAGUUGUCGAUGGCUUUGUGCUAGUCACCUCAACAACGGGCAAGAUUAUAUACAUUUCUCCAUCAGUGGAACGCUUUCUGGGCCAUCAGAAUAUUGAAAUGAUUGGUCACUCCAUCUUCACAUUCCUGCACUCCGCAGAUGUGCAGACCGUGCAUGACUGUUUUGAGUCACUGGUCAGAGGACCCAUGCAGCGCCGGGGCGACUGGGUCAGUUCGGAGCGAUGUUCUUUCUUCUGCCGCAUUCGUGAACGCAGCCAGCCUCGCUCCGAGGUGCUCACUUACCAGGUCAUCCAAGUGGUGGGCCACCUGACUGGGCCAGCCUCAGACAAUGCCGAUGGUCAGGGCUCUAAUUGCCUUUUCAAGACCUUCGUCCGGCUGGUCAACACCAAUCCAUACAAAGAGCUUUCCCUACGAGAGGCCUGCCAGGACGAGUAUGUCACACGACACAAACUCGAUGGCACCAUCAUUUUUGCGGACCACAGGCUGUCUACUCUGACGGGUCACCUUCCCCACGAGGUGUUGGGAGUGUCAGCCCACAAGUACCUGCACCCAAGUGACAUGGCCAUCGCCAUGUUUGCACAGAAACAAAUGUUCGCCAGCAACUCAGGGAAAGGUGUUGUUGUCUAUCGUUUGAGGACUCGCGACGAUUCGUUUAUUUUCCUCCGCUCUUCGGGCUAUCUGCAAUAUGACCAAGGCACCAUGCAGAUGGACCACUUUGUCUGUAUCAACACCCUGAUGACGGAAGAGGAAGGACAGCGAGAGCUGCAGACCUUCUUUGAGCGCUUCUCACCACACAUCACAGCCAUGUCUGUGCAAGAGCUGGGCGAGUUUUUCGCCUCGUACGCGGCUCGUCGCACAGCCAAGCUUGCUGGCUUCACUGAAGGCAGUGCCACCCAGAAUCCCCUGUCCCUGUCUCGGCUGGUGGAGCCCAACUUAUACCUGGGCUCGGACUGUCUAGUCAAGAUCAAGCGGGAGCCACAUGACCUGCAGAGUGAUGCCCUCAUCCAUGGUCCGGAGGCAGCACACAGUGCUUGGCAUUUGAGCCAAGAAUCGUCCUUUCAAGACUCAGUACGGCAAGACGAAGACGAUGACUGUGAAGACAUGUAGUGAUACAAGGACACACAGACGUGCUGUACAGACUUGCUCCCGUGCGCAUGUGGACACUUCACGAGGACGUCGCAGAACUGCAGCGCUGGAGUGCGUGUGCCAGUGCUUGUGUUUGUGUACCAGCCAUGGACAGAAGAAAACUGAUGGCCUGUGCAAUACAGUGCAGUGUGCAGUCUGGUCUGUGGAAGGGACCAAAGCAACAAGGCUGCUUCUGCUACUCCUGUGGGUGGUGGUAUACACACUUUUUCUCUCUAUCUGGAAGCUGCCACCACUGCUGUGCUCUGCCUCCUGUCGCCAUACUCCUCAAGGGGUCUAGCGGUCGAGACAAGGACAUUGGGGGGGAAACAGGCAGUAUGUUGCAUUGUGAGAUUUUUUUUUUUUCCUUUUUUUUUCCCUGGCCUUGUUCUUGUUUGCAUUUUGGGAAUUUUUUUUUUCUUAGUGUUAAUGCUCCUGUAUUUUUUUAUUCUCAAAUCUGUUGCUGCACAGGCAAUGUGAGAAUUGUUUUGUCCAAAGCAAUGUGUGCAACUCCCUGUUUUGCAGUGCAGAACAUUCUAGUCUUUCUCACAUGCUUCACCAUUGAUUUCUUUUUUUAUUAUUUUUUUCACCAACCCAUCAUCUCCAUCAGGAUGGCAGUGUCAAGUGCAGUCCUUAAAUGAAAGCCUUGAAGGAGCUAUUUUCAUAUUGUCUUGUUGGGAAGAUAACAAGAGAUAGAUAUAUAUAUAUAUAUACAUACAUAUAUAUAUACACACCUACAUAAUAUACUACCAGUGCUCAAUGAUUCGCGUUGUAGUCUUUGAAUGUAGUUUUAGAAUUGGACAAAGCUCAAAUCAGCCUGUGGUUGCAUUUACCAAGGAUCUCUGGCUUUGGUGUUAGAAAGUGUUUGGCAAUGCAUGACCAAUGAAUUAGUAAGCGGCAGCAGGCAAAGCAUAAUCUGGUGAUAUGUCUGUAUGUCUGAGCUUUCACCCACCCCCCAAACCUCAUUGCCUGGACACUUGAACAUUCGGCGUUGCUGCCAGUUAGAACCGGGACUUAGUGCAAAUCAUCGCAUCCCUCUUCUCCCUCUCCCAAUAGCGCCUUUUUACCACCUUUUUCUUCACCCAGCUGUUCUGUUUUUGUGUACAAAAAAGGGCAUGCAUGACAACAUAUUUAAUAUACAUGUCUCUAGUGCAAUCGGAGAGUGCUUGUAAAUGUGCUUGUGCAUCGUAACGGUGUGUGCCUUUGUUCCAGGCAAGCUGUGGUCGUCGCUCUUUUUUGUGUUUUUGGCGUCACGGCAUUGUUGUCCAGUAGAGUCAACUGGAAGUUUGUUUCUCCUUAGGCUUGUUGGCGGUUUUUUUGUUGGUUGGUUGACGGCAGAUGUUAGAAAUAUAAAUAACCAUUGAUAUGCCUCACUCACAAGUUGUUUGGGGCUCUUACAUGGCAGGACAAGCUUCUCUAGAUUAUUCUAUAUUUUAGGGCUCAAGCACUGCCGGGCAUUGCUUAAAGGGCCUUGUGCGGCACAAUCGUUACUUGAGGAGCACUAGAAACUCUUCACUUUUGAAGGAAAGAGAGAAAAAUAAAUGUGGCUAUUUUUUAUGAGUGCUUUUUGAGGUGGGUUAGUUUGUAGCCAAGAUAUCAAAAGGGCUGUUUGCGACUACUCGCUGCUGAACUGUCAUUGCUGAACUGUUAUCGAGCACUCCUUCACAGAGAAAGCUACGUGAAAGUGUCAAAACAAACAUGAGCAGAAGCUUUGUAGCUUGAUUUGAAGCCAUAGCGAGUCGUUUUUACUAUGGGUAGCGUACACUCAUUGGAAGGGUGCUACAUCACUGGAGCUUCUACAAAACACUGUUACCUUUUUGCGGCUUAUAAUUUUUAAACAUGUUGAUGUUUGGAAUUUUCUUAAAUGGAGUAUUCAUAUUGCACUUGUAACAUAUUUGUAUGUCCUUUUGCAGCAUGCCUGUGUGAUUGUAAGGCACAACUUGUUACCUGGCUCAAAUUUUCUUGUAAAGUCUAGUUGAAAGCAUGUUAAAUGUGUAUAAAAUGCCUUUGUGAUAUAUGACAGCCACUGUGUAGUUCAAAUGAAAAACAUUUGGAAUGUCACGUUAUGGUUUAUUUUCUGCUGAAUACAUGUAAUAUUGAAGGAUGUGUUUCUCAUGCCAAACCAUACUUAAAGGCUUUUUUUUUCUUAGUUAAAAAUUCAAACAGUACAAGUAUACCAGAGGCAUUUACAUUGUGAAAUUGGCUGUCAUGAAGGUGUGAAAUGUUAUGAUGUUGUGGUUAUUAAAUUUAACUGUUUACAUAGCUCCAAAAGGAA